Molecule: messenger RNA, 1158 nt
Organism: Marasmius oreades (fairy-ring Marasmius)
Lineage: Eukaryota; Fungi; Basidiomycota; Agaricomycetes; Agaricales; Marasmiaceae
Exons: 4
Coding region: 1-1158 (385 amino acids)
Source: RefSeq, a predicted model, not a curated record
AUGUCUUCCUUAACCAUCUGGGAACGCGUAUCGCUAUUCCCUCGAUUUCUUCCUCUCCCUGGAGUUCUCCUCUACACCGCCCUAGCCUCGUUCUUCUCCAAGAGUUACAAGGGCAGGAAGUUAUACCGUAUCAUUUUCGAAGCUGCCGGACGAUAUGUUACGCGAGUCGCGACUGUUUCUCAGCUCCAAUGGGUUAGUGGUUCGACUUUGGAGAUGUACGAAACUUGGGCGAAGAAGCGUGGUGUUUCUCCUGUUGUUGAGAAGGUUCGAGUCAGUGAGGGGGAGGAGGUUAAUUUGUAUUGGAUUGGGGAUAAGGAAGCAGAGCAGGUUUUGAUAUAUAUCCAUGGAGGCGGGUUUAUGUUACCCAUUUCGGAUUUUAUGUUCACGUUCUGGGACUUGGUUCAUCAAGGAAUGAAGAAACGUUCGGAUUGUAACUGUAAUUUCAGCAUCGCUGUUCUAGACUACUCUCUUCAUCCUGCGACAUUCCCAAAUCAACUCCGUGAACUCAUUCAAACGAUCAACCACUGUCUGCUGAAGAAUCCACGCGAAACGUCGUCCAACUUAAAGUUACACCUCGCAGGCGAUUCCUGCGGUGCCAACAUCAUUCUCCAGCUCAUCUCCCACACUUUCCAUCCUAUACCGGGAAUACCCCCCUCUCCCCUACGCUCGUUUGGAACGGGAACACCAAGACCACCACUGAUCCGGAGCGUCCUGCUCAUCUCACCCUGGACAUCCCUCGACGAGGAAUCUCCCUCUCAAACGAUGAACACCACCGAUGCUCUCGAUGCUCGAACCUUACGUCGGUGGGGGGCGAUGUAUGUUUCGGGUAUCCCAUCCGGAUCCGGAUUCGACUACGUUCCGUACGUGAAAAUCCAUAAAGCUCCCGCGGAUUGGUUGGAUGGUGUGGAUAUGCACCGGGUGCUUGGGAGAGUUAUGAUUACAACUGGGACGGCUGAGUGUUUGUUGGACGAUGCGGAGGUGGUGUACGAGUUGCUGAAGCGUCACAGUGGGAGGGGGCUUGAAGUGAGGAUGGACGUUGAGGAAGGUGGUAUUCAUGAUGAUCCGAUUUUUGAUAUUGGUGCUGGGAGUAGGCAGUUGAAUGAUGUUGGUGAACGGAUGGUAGAUUGGUUGGUGGAGAGCUGUCGGCGGUGUCAGUGA